Messenger RNA from Suillus discolor, 663 nucleotides. RefSeq lists its product as uncharacterized. The transcript has a single exon. Lineage: Eukaryota; Fungi; Basidiomycota; Agaricomycetes; Boletales; Suillaceae. The record is from RefSeq and is a predicted model, not a curated record. Bases 1 to 663 code for a protein of 220 amino acids.
AUGGCCGACACAAAAGCCUCAGAUACUAAUGUUCUCCUUAUUCCUGCCUCCGUGCAAUCUAUUAUUCUUCCAGAUCAAAACUUAUCUGUCUCGUCAUUCCUCCAAUUUUCACUUCCGUCAGCUUCAAUUACCACCGCUCCACCACUGCGCAAAUACUUUAGUACUGACUGCCCGCCCAAGGACAGCUCCAAGUCAUAUCUUAAUUAUCUCCGUGCGCAGCCCCUUCCCCGCCUUUCGGUUCUGCACCAGCUCCUAGAAGGCGUGCAACGUGCAAGAUUAGGCGGUAGCCAGUCUAUUGUCUAUGCCCAUGCCAACCUCAAUCAAUCUUUUCCGUUCUGGAUCCUGACAUAUUGGCGCCAAGCCCAUACUCUCCUUGACAUCCAAAGUAAAUGGCGACAGGCAGGAGCCUUCCUCACCAAGUGUCAACCUAGUCAAGAUGAAGAAGACACAUGGCUCGAUGAGAUGCUAGCAGGUAAACCAGCGGAGGAUUCGGCCUUCGACAUUGAAGCAGAUGCAAACCUUCAUGCACCAAUUGUUACCAAGGCCUUGUCUGAUGAACGCAUGGACAGUCCUGUCAACGGCUUUGGUAGCGCUCAAGACGAUUCUGCGGAGGAUGAUGCUGACCUAGAAGGCAUGGACACCGAGUGGAGCGAAGUUUGGUAG